AUGGCGGCUGAAAAAGGCGACCACGAGUCGCGAAGACAUAGAAAAUCGGACUCACAUAGUCAUGAUGGCUCACGAAACGAAGAAGAAGAAGAGCCUGAUUUCAGUGACCCCGAGGAUUUUGUUGAUGACUUAACAAAUGAUGAGGUACUGGUUGAUCUUAUGCGCUCCAAGCCAAAGGAGACUGAUGGUAUUGACAGUGUCAUUGUGGUGGAUAAUGUACCACAGGUUGGAGUGGAGCGACAAGAAAAGCUGAAAAAUGUCAUCAGCAAGUUGUUCACAAAGUUUGGCAAGAUUGUCACUGAAUAUUAUCCAAUGGAGAAUGAAAAAACCAAGGGAUACAUUUUUUUGGAGUACACAUCACCAAUGCAUGCCCUGGAAGCUGUCAAAACUGCAAAUGGUUAUAAAUUAGACAAACAACACACCUUUUGUGUCAACUUGUUCUCAGACUUUGUGAAAUAUGGAGAUUUGUCAGAUGAUUGGGUUCCUCCUACCAGACAACCUUACAAAGACGUGGGUAAUUUGAGAUACUUCCUUCAAGAUCCAGACUGUGUUGACCAAUACAGUGUGAUAUAUGAAGGUGGAGAGCGCACAGCCAUAUUUAAAAACACGUCGAGGGAGCCAACGGUGAUAGAGGAGAGAGCCAGAUGGACAGAGACAUAUGUUCGAUGGUCUCCUCAAGGCAACUUUCUGGCCACUUUCCACAGCAAAGGAAAUGCACUCUGGGGAGGUGAAAAGUUCGACCAGAUAAUGAGGUUUAGUCACACUGGAGUUCAACUUAUUGAUUUUUCACCCUGUGAAAGAUACCUGGUCACCUUCAGUCCAGUACCUAGUAAUCCAGAUGAUCCAACAGCCAUCAUCAUCUGGGACAUCCGAACUGGGCAGAAGAAGCGAGGAUUUAACUGUGAGACACAAUCCACUUGGCCUAUAUUUAAGUGGAGUCAUGAUGGUAGCUAUUUUGCCAGAAUUGGCCGAGAUACAUUAAGUGUAUACGAAACACCAUCCUUUGGUCUGUUGGAAAAGAAAAGUUUGAAGAUUUGUGGAAUUCGAGAUUUCACCUGGUCACCUACUGACAAUAUAAUUGCCUACUGGGUGCCUGAAGAACAGAAUGUACCCGCCCGUGUUACACUUAUCCAAAUACCAAACAGGAAGGAACUGUGUGUGAAAAACUUGUUCAAUGUGGCAGACUGUAAAAUGCACUGGCAGAAAAAUGGUGACUAUCUUUGUGUGAAGGUAGACCGUUACUCCAAAGCCAAGAAAGUAGAUGAAAAAGAUCAGUACAAGUACAGUGGUAUGUAUUACAACUUUGAAUUGUUCCGAAUCCGAGAAAAACAGAUCCCAGUGGAUAAAAUAGAAGUGAAAGAAAAUGUGAUGGCUUUUGCAUGGGAGCCAACUGGAAAUAAGUUUGCAUUUAUCCAUGGGGAGAGUUCAAGGAUAUCAGUGUCAUUCUAUGUGAUACGUACACAUGGAAAAGUAGAACUUCUAAAAACCCUGGAAAGGCGGACAGCCAACCAUUUGUUUUGGAGUCCAACAGGACAGUUUAUAGUGCUAGCGGGAUUGCGCAAUAUGAAUGGAGUCUUGGAGUUUGUGGAUGCAUCUGAUGUGACUGUGAUGGCACAGACAGAACAUUUUAUGGCAACUGAUGUGGAGUGGGACCCUACAGGACGUUAUGUAGUGUCUGCUGUCAGCUGGUGGGGCCAUAAGGUUGACAAUGCCUUUUGGAUCUGGUCGUUUCAAGGCCGCUUGUUACAGAAGCAGCCAUUGGAUAGAUUCUGUCAGUUGCUUUGGAGACCUAGGCCUUCUUCACUCUUGUCCGGUGAAGCAAUCAAGGCCAUCAAGAAGAACAUGAAGAAGUACACCGAGCAGUUUGAGAUGAUUGACAGACUUCGACAAUCCAACGUUUCCUCUGAACUACUAGAGAAGCGUCGUGCGUUGAUGGCAGAAUACGAGAAAUUCCGCGACAUUAAAAUGGAAGAAUAUGAAGAGAUGAGGGAGAGGAGGAUAGAGCUGCGUAAUGGCAUUGAUUCAGAUGAGUGCUAUGAUGAGGAGUAUGAUGAAGAGACAGUUGAAUUUUUGAUAUCUGUCGAGGAGACCAUCAUUGACGAGUAGACGAUUCACUGCCUAGCAACACAUCACUAAAGGGCGUGCCUCUAGACAGACUCAGUCUCAUACAUCUACCACCAGCAGCCAUCUUGAAAACUGGUUCUGACUAGAGGGCAAGCUCUGUAUUGCAUUACUGUGCUGUGAACAUUACCUCUUGUAAUAAUGAACUACCAUUUUAUCUUUGGAGGUACCAAUGUUGAAGAGGAUAACAAUAAUUACCUUACAAAAAGUAGCUACAUUAGUACAAUGAAUGAAUUAUUAAGUUAUUGCAUGACCUGCCACCGGUCACAUUGCAUUAUAGUGCUGCUAUUUCAUGUAGUCCUACUACCAUUGUGUAACUAUAGCUUCUUGUCUCUGUCUUUAUUAUUCGGCCAUUUUUCAGGACAGUUCCCUGUUGCUUACAGGAUAGCUCCAUACCUUUUUAGUCCAUUUUGUUUCUCAAAGGUGCAUUUCCAAGUGCACCAAAUUAUCCUGGGGAUAUCUAGGGGAAAUGGUCAAUCAAAUAAAAUUUUCUUUGUGAUAUUUACAAA
Molecule: messenger RNA, 2630 nt
Organism: Ylistrum balloti
Lineage: Eukaryota; Metazoa; Mollusca; Bivalvia; Pectinida; Pectinidae
Product: eukaryotic translation initiation factor 3 subunit B-like
Exons: 18
Coding region: 1-2106 (701 amino acids)
Biological process (GO): translational initiation
Cellular component (GO): eukaryotic translation initiation factor 3 complex
Molecular function (GO): translation initiation factor binding; RNA binding; translation initiation factor activity
Source: RefSeq, a predicted model, not a curated record